This is a messenger RNA of Trypanosoma conorhini, 627 nucleotides long. RefSeq lists its product as uncharacterized. Bases 1 to 627 code for a protein of 208 amino acids. NCBI's taxonomy places the organism in Eukaryota, Euglenozoa, Kinetoplastea, Trypanosomatida, Trypanosomatidae. The transcript has a single exon. The record is from RefSeq and is a predicted model, not a curated record.
AUGGAUGUGACAAGUCAAGUCUACUUUGCUUCUGCUGCCAACAAGUGCGGCGCCGCCGCAGAUGUGCCCCACCUGCUCAUUUGUCGCACCGCGCAGGCCGCAUUGGGCGGGCACGCGGUGCAGCGUGCCUGCUCCGAGAUGCUCCACUGGGACGAGUACCGGGAAGCGUUUGGGGUGCAGGACGGAACGGGGAAGAUGAUGGACGCCUUCUUCACCAGGACCGCGGCGCCGUUUGCAGGAUACACGUUUAAGCCAGGCAAGUACAAUGUGACGGCAAAAGCGUACUCCGUGGCCCUGAACCCCGCCUUCUGCGGACUUCCGCUUCAGAGAUUCUGCUCAGAGAUGGAGCACUGGGAUGCGUAUCGGGAAGCAAACGGCGCCCAGGGCGGUGACAAGUCGAUGAGAGAGUUGUUUUACCCCAAUAUAUUUGCCGGCAACGAGAUGUUUGUCUUGGAUGCGAGCUCGAAAUUGCUUGCGUUGAAAAUAAUGAGCAUAGUAAACUCACGGGAGUCUUAUGGCAAGGCUACACAGAUGCUGUGUGCGGAAAUGAUCCACUGGGAUGAUUUCCAACGAGACAACGGCGUUCUUCCCAAUCCAGCGAUGGAGGUCGUUUUCGGAAAGCAUUGA